Molecule: messenger RNA, 1396 nt
Organism: Parathielavia appendiculata
Lineage: Eukaryota; Fungi; Ascomycota; Sordariomycetes; Sordariales; Chaetomiaceae
Product: NAD(P)-binding protein
Exons: 1
Coding region: 210-1154 (314 amino acids)
Cellular component (GO): nucleus
Source: RefSeq, a predicted model, not a curated record
GGAAGAAGAGAAGCAUUUGAACAGCUUGCAAGAGGAUACUUGUAAGGUACGCACGGUCAGGGUUUGGCUAAUAUAACCCUGAGUUUCGCUGACGAGCGCCCUAACAAGAGCGCAUUGAAGAAGUACAGAGCAGACUAGGCUCGUUGCCAGCACUUACCUUAACUCUUGCGUAACGCCCUGGACGCAACAUUGAAGACCCUUCCUUCAAGAUGCCCGCAGACACUACCUCGGACAAACUCCUCAUUACAAUCGGCGCAGGAAAGCAGAGCAUUGCGCUCCUGUCAGUCCUUGUGCCCAAGUGGAAGAAUAUCCGUCUCGGUGUGCAUUCUGACGGAUCAGCGGCGCGACUCACCGGCGAGUUCCCCGACGCCGAGAUUGUUAAGGCAGAUCUCGACGACAUCAAGUCUGUUGAGAAACUGGUUAACGGCGUGAACGUGAUCUACCACUUUGGCCCCAGCCUCCAUCCGCGCGAGGCCGAUCUCGGGAUACGAGUGGUUGAUGCCGCGGCUGCCGAGAACCGUCGCAAUCCCGGCGUCAUUAAACACUUCGUCUUCUCCUCGGUUGCCGGUCCUCAAAUACGCAAGCUGCCCAAUCAUGCCUGCAAGGGCCUGGUCGAGGAGGCCCUGAUGGAGAGUGGUCUUCCUUACACGAUCCUCCAGCCGGGGUUUCGCAUGGAUGCGUUCCCGCUCAAGGCAAUUUUGGGACAACAGAACGCUGAAGACCCCAGCGCCCCCAUCAUCUACAAAUCUGCCUGGCGUCCGGAGGUUGUCACAUCGUUUGUGACACUGCGCGAUCAAUCCGAGGCGGCCAAGGUGGUUCUCGAGGAGAGGGAGAGACAUUUUUAUGCUACCUACCAGCUCGUGUCGACACCGGUGCCGAUGCCGUACAUCGAAUUUGUGGAACGAGCAGUUGGAACGGCACGAAGGAAAGUCAUGGUCGGGUAUAAGGGCUUCGAGGAAGCUGUGGCGUUUUAUCUGAACAUUAUCUUUGGAAGCGAGGAGCGGGCGGACCCCGAAGUUAGAGACGGGCUGCAGCGAACGUUGUUGUACUACAACCACCGGGGUCUGUUGGGUAGCUCGACGCAGCUGGAGUGGUUGAUUGGACGCAAGGGCCAGAGUGUCGAGGAGUGGGCGAGGACGGUCCUUGGACUGUGACGCAUUGGAAAUGCAAGGCACCUUGAACACAAUGUUAUUGUGCUUGUCGCCGCCAGGUCUGUGCAGAGCUAAGGGCGAUUGUCCACAACCGUCCCCUCUCUAUACAGAUCUGGCAUGGAAAUUUUUGGGCGGGUUGGAAGAUAGGUACCUUUUAGUAGAUGCAGUGGUUUAGCAGCUAUCUCGCAAAAAUUGUCAAUGGGUAAUGCUGAAGUGUUCACGAGUUCACACGAACUCUCUUGCCG